Molecule: messenger RNA, 2057 nt
Organism: Ceutorhynchus assimilis (cabbage seed weevil)
Lineage: Eukaryota; Metazoa; Arthropoda; Insecta; Coleoptera; Curculionidae
Source: the annotation of a GenBank genome assembly
AUCAACAUAACCUUAAAAAAUAUUGACAUGUGUUUUUCAAAUAUUUAAAUAUUAAAUUUUAAUUAUUUCCAAUAAUUUAAUCCAAGAUGCCGAAAGUCAGUUCCAUCGGGGGCCCGCCCCGCCGACAGGGUUUCAACAAAUCCGGCCACUCGAUGAACCCGGAACGGUCCAAAGAAGGCCUAAAAGGCGUGGCCAAGCCCCGUACCAAAGGAACCAUCAAACGUUUGCAAAUGUACCGAAACUUCAAGGCAAAGCGUGAUAGAAAGGGGCACAUCAUAAUGCCAGCCCCAUUUCAAGGCUGGCUCCCAUCUGGAACCCAAGCCCGAGUGGAACCUAGUCAGAGAUGGUUCGGAAAUAGUCGGGUGAUAUCGCAGAAUGCUUUGCAAAAGUUUCAAACUGAAUUGGGGGCUGCUAUUAAGAAUCCGUAUCAGGUUGUAAUGAAACCGACUAAUUUGCCUAUUACUUUGCUGAAUGAAAAAGCUAAAAAUGCUCGAGUGCAUUUAUUGGAAACUGAAAGUUUUGAGAGUGUUUUUGGGCCUAAAAAGAGCCGCAAGAGGCCUAAUAUUGCUGUAAGAGGAUUAGAAGAGCUUACGGAACGUGCUAGCAAAAACGAAGAUGAGUAUAGUAAUGAAAAAGAUUCAAACAUUGUAAGGGAUGAUGGAGGAGUCAAAGAUAUGCCUAGGGAUUGGGUAAUGGCAGCUGGACAAUCACGUAGAAUUUGGAACGAGCUAUACAAAGUUGUAGACAGUUCAGAUGUUUUGCUGCAAACAUUAGACGCAAGGGACCCUAUGGGUACAAGAUCAGCCUAUUUAGAAAAGUAUUUAAAAACUGAAAAACCUCAUAAGCAUCUUAUUUUUAUUUUAAACAAAGUUGAUUUGGUACCUACUUGGGUAACUCAAAGAUGGGUUGCAAUUUUGAGUAAAGAAUAUCCAACUGUUGCAUUUCAUGCCAGCAUUACACAUCCUUUUGGUAAAGGCUCUUUAAUAAAUCUUCUAAGACAAUUUGCAAAACUUCACAUAGACAAAAAGCAGAUUUCUGUUGGUUUUAUUGGUUACCCAAAUGUGGGUAAAUCCUCUGUCAUUAAUACUUUGCGAAGCAAAAAGGUUUGUAAAGUAGCUCCAAUCGCUGGUGAAACUAAAGUCUGGCAAUAUAUUACUUUAAUGAAAAGGAUUUAUUUGAUUGAUUGUCCCGGAGUUGUGUAUCCUUCAGCUGAAACCGACACAGAAAAAGUCCUAAAAGGUGUAGUACGUGUUGAGCUUGUAAAUAAUCCCGAAGACUACAUUAGCUCAGUAUUAGAGCGAGUAAAAAAAGAAUAUUUAAUUAAAACUUAUAAAAUUGACGAUUGGCAAGAUCAUGUUGAUUUUCUGGAAAAAAUGGCAAGAAGAUCUGGAAGGUUGUUAAAAGGUGGCGAACCUGAUAUUACCAGUGUUGCCAAAAUGGUCUUGAAUGAUUGGCAAAGAGGCAAAUUGCCUUUUUAUGUUUGCCCUCCUGGAUUUGAAGUGCCACUGACCAAACAACCAACCGAAGAUAAUAAUAUAAGCGUAGUACAAGACUUUAGAAAAAUCAGAGUUGGAUUGACUUAUGAAGGGGAAGAUGUCAAACAAUUAGAUCCAAUUGAAGAAGUUCAAAAAGAUGACAAAGACACAGAAAAAUCAUCUGUUGAUAUUGAUGAUACUAAUAAUGAUGAUGAUGAUGCAAAUAAUUCUGAUAGUUCAUCAGAAAUGAGUUUCUAUUCAGAUAUGGAUGAGAGUUACAAAGAGUUGGAAACAGCUGUUUCAGCCAGUGGAGAUUUCCAAGUGGAGAAAGUGGGGAAAAAGUUGACCAGCAAGCAAAAGAGGGCCCAAGAUAGGGCAGUGAAACGUAAAAGAAUUGGAAGCAACUUUUACGAAGUUACCAACGUUAAGAAUAGGAAUAGGAGUAAAAAGAAGACAAUUGUUAAUAAGAAAUAAUUUUGUUUUCAAUAUACAAAUUUUUUUUUUUAAAUUAUUUUUUGUUUUUAUGUAGAAUUUUUGCUUAUUUGCUCUUUUUUAGGUGACAUUAUCAUAAAAAAAUAUGAA